This is a messenger RNA of Drosophila willistoni, 1903 nucleotides long. RefSeq names its product transcription factor grauzone. The transcript has 3 exons. NCBI's taxonomy places the organism in Eukaryota, Metazoa, Arthropoda, Insecta, Diptera, Drosophilidae. Gene Ontology annotation, cellular component: nucleus. Bases 51 to 1859 code for a protein of 602 amino acids. Gene Ontology annotation, molecular function: zinc ion binding; DNA binding. The record is from RefSeq and is a predicted model, not a curated record.
CAAAAACGAGUGAUAACUUUACCAAAAUUCUUUAUUUUUUUUGCUGAAAUAUGAACAAAUUGUGCUAUUUGUGCACACAACAGAAGGCGGAUGACAGCAUUGGGCACAUCGACUUGGCUUCAGAUGAGGCCAAAAUGAUGCGAUUGAAAGAAAUCAUUGAAAAGCAUUUUUGGCUUAGGAUUGACAAUGAUGCUUUGGACGAUUCAUUUGUGUGUGGCCCAUGUUGGGAGCAAUUGUUGCUAUUUCAUAAUUUCUAUGAAAAAGUGGAGCAAGCCCACAAAGUUCUGCAGGCGAACGCGCCAAUGGUAAAAUGCGAACAACCCGAGAGGGAGAAGGAGAAACCCAGGGAAAGCGUGGCGGAGGCAGUGAAAACCCGCAGACGUGGACGUCCUCGCAAAGCCUCGGCCAUUGAGGUCAAAGCCAAUGAAGAGGAGCUUAAGGCUGUGUUGGAGCAGAUCAAUUUAAAUGAGAUUAAAAUUGAAUAUCCCGAGGCCGAUUUAACCAUGGCCGAUGUACUAGAAGAUGAAGAGGAUGAUGAUGAUGAAGCGGCGGAUGAUGUUGAUGAGCACGACAACGAAGAAGAGUUUGAGCACGAUGACGUCAACAAUAAUACAGAGUCCGAGGAGGAAGAACAGGAGGAGGAGGAGGAUUUAAAGAUAGAGCAAAAGCCAAAAUCCAAAAAGCAACAAGUCAAAAAAGUUGCCAAAAAGAAGCGUGGUCGACCCCGUGGCUCAGUGCGUGGACGAGUCGCCAAGAGACCCAUGACAGCCACUGGAGUAACCAUCAUAGAAAAGUCGCGAGAAUUUAACGAAUAUCUACGUGAACAUUACAAAGUUCAGUGCAGCAUUUGCAGCAAGCCACAAGAAGGAUUUUCCGAACUUUUAGUUCAUAUGCGGCAAGAGCAUAAGCAACGCGGUUAUGCCAUGUGCUGUAAUCGAAAGUUCUACAAGCGUGGUGUUCUGGUUGAUCAUUUGCAGCAUCAUCAGAAUCCUGAACUAUUCAAGUGCCACAUCUGCAAUCGGGUAAUGGGUCAAAGACGCAGCCUAGAGUUGCAUAUGCGUAUGCAUGAGGUCAAGGAGAGAGGUCGUCUCUAUCAAUGCGAUGUAUGCAUGAAAAGUUUCUACAGCCUUAAAGUGUGUGAUCGCCACAAGCUCACCCACAUUCCCAAGGAACUUUGGAACGAUGAGUGUCCCACUUGCGGCAAGACCUUUCCCAAUCGUUAUACCAUGCAGCAGCAUGUGAAACUUGUCCACUUGAAUCUCUAUUGCAAAAUGUGCGAAAUCUGUGGCAAAUCUAUACGAGGUCGCGAAGCAUUAGCCCGUCAUAUGGAGGAGCAUGCCGGUGCUCCGCAAAAGGUGAUCAAAUGUGACCUCUGUGACUCCAUAUUGACCAAUAAAUACGGUUUGGCCCGUCACAUUAAAAUGAUGCACACGGAGGAGAAUUUGCAACCCAUGCAAUGUGAAUAUUGUUUGAAAAUCUCACCUAGCUUACAAUCCCAUCAGCAUCACAUUAAGUAUACGCAUAAGACGGCCAGAACUCAUCAGUGUCCCAUGUGUGAAAAAGCCUUCAAGAGACCCAACGAACUAAAAGAACACAUGACCACCCAUACGGGUGAAGUGCUGUACACGUGCCCCCAUUGCACCCAGACCUUCAACUCAAAUGCAAAUAUGCAUGCCCAUCGCAAGAAAAUGCAUCGUAAGGAAUGGGAAGAGAAUCGUCAACAACGUAUGGCCAAAAAUCGAAAGUCCGAUUCAAUUAUUGCCGUCAGUGUGCGCAAGACAACGGAAGCCAGAGGCCAAAAUGAUGAGAAAAACGAUGAUAUUGACGAAGAGAUGACAACCAACAGUAUGGAGUUUUGAUAACAAUUUUAGGAUUAAAGGUUAACCAUUGACAUAAUUUUUGA